This is a messenger RNA of Cutaneotrichosporon oleaginosum, 3043 nucleotides long. RefSeq lists its product as uncharacterized. Gene Ontology annotation, molecular function: RNA binding. The record is from RefSeq and is a predicted model, not a curated record. NCBI's taxonomy places the organism in Eukaryota, Fungi, Basidiomycota, Tremellomycetes, Trichosporonales, Trichosporonaceae.
CUGCACACACCUCACUUUGCAUUCUUACAACUUGCACUGCGUCCAGCCUCAAAGACCUCUCAGCGCUUUGCGCACAGGCACUCUCACAAUCUCCGUCAACACAUAUCAUUACCCGUCCUUUGGCCACUGUUGCUGUCGCCAACAUGACAACUCCGCCAUCAUCACUCCCUUCCCCGACACCGUCUUCUGGCUCCUCCCAACACCAUCACAAGCCUCAAACCUUUUCGUCCAUUGCCGCUCACAACCCGCACUCCUCUUCCUCCAACACCGCCUUUGGCACGUCCCCAUCCGGCCCCAGCCGUCUAGGCGCCCCUGGCGACCGAAUGCCGCCCCGCGCCGAGGCCUCUAACAACAAGUCCGGUGAAGACGCUCAGCAGAGUUCUCAGUCUCAGCCGUCUUCGGGUUACCAAAAUACGUCGUCGCAUUUCCUGCCCCCGGUCACAACAUCGCCACCCCCUCACGCUCCGCCUUACGUUCCCCCCGCUCAACACGCCAUGGCCCCCGACCCAAUCCACACUCUAUCUCUCGCCGGCCAACCUGGUAACGUUUGGGGAUCAGCCUGGCGCCCAGGUCCACCUGGUGGGCCUCCUGGAGGUCCCAACUAUGGUCAGGCAGCAUACGGGCGCGGUGCGCCCAACGGCCAUGUCACCCACCAGUUGCCGCCCAAUCCCAUGGAGGCGUACGGCCCCGGCUCGCGCCAGUCGAUGACUUCAACUCCGGGCGUCGGACCUUUGAGUGGCAUCAAUGGCGCCCACUCGGGGCGCUCUGGUUCGCAGCCGGGCGAGCCACGCGAUCGUCGCCGAGAGCGUCACCGUGACGAGGAGAGCAGGGACCGUGACGAGGAGGAGAUCAUCAGCACCAUCUUCGUCGUUGGCUUCCCCGAUGACAUGAGCGAGCGAGAGUUCCAGAACAUCUUUACCUUUGCACCGGGUUUUGAGGCGGCCACUCUAAAGUUCCCGUCUGGCUCCAGACGCGAGCCUGCCGCCGCUGUUGCUCUCCUCGCAGAGCUGCAGCACCUCGCCUCCCAACAGAACGUUGCUCCUCAGAUGGGCAACCAGGAGCACUCGGAGCAGCAGCUCGAGGAGACGUUUGCCAACAUGAACUUUGGCGGCACUCAGUCUUCGACUGCCUCGAACACUCCUUCGGCGGCAAUGUCGCUUACGCCCUCCGCCCCGAGUGGGGCUACGCUCGCCCCGUCAUCCUCUAUGCCGCAGCAGGUGCCUCCACGCCGCCAGACCAUCGGGUUUGCAAGGUUCAAGACGCGGGGCGAUGCUCUGUCCGCGCGUGACCACCUCCAGGGAAGACGCAUCGACACGAUCACAGGCGCCACCCUCAAGGCGGAGAUGGCCAAGAAGAACCUUCACACGAAGCGCGGCGCGGGUGACAAUGACCUCGUGGGGCUUCUGUUGCGCUCUGGCCGCCUUUCGCAGCUCGUAUCCCAGCAGCAGCAGCAGCAAGCCCAGGCCAUCUCGGCUGCCAACGCUGCCGGGCUUGUGCAGUCCAACUCUGGGCCUAACAUGGGCCUCCAGAGCCAGAACCCUGGAGCGAUCCAGUCGGCAAAGGAGGCAUGGGACGCUUGGCCGGCGCCUGGUCAGACUACUGCCGAUAACAAGACGGACAAGCUCAACACCCAGCAGGGUAUGGGCUCAUCGCACUCUAAUACGUCCGGAUCACCUCCCCUGUCUGGAAAGUCGCCCAACUCGCGCCCUACAGACAGCAAAGCACUUCUCGCGCUUGCGGAAGAGGCUGACGAGCUCGAGGGUUGGUCCGUUGGCUCUGUUGGUAUGGGAGGCAUGGCGCUCGAGGGAUAUCCCAACACUGCCUCUGGUGGUCGCUCCGGCCCGCUCUCGGCUGGACCUAUUCAUGGCCCCCAGUCUGGCAUGGGAGGUUCUGGCGGGUACGGAGGGUAUGGCCAGCACGGGUCGUACUCGUCUGCCCUUGGCUUUGGCGCUGGCAACGACAGCUCGAUCGACCCCCGCAGUCUCGGCAUCACUGCUAACAUGAACCCGGCUGAUCAAAACCCACCGAUCAACACGCUGUACAUCGGCAACCUGCCCGCUAUCUCGCCUCCCACGCAUCCCCCAAACUUCUUGGAGGAAUCGCUUCGCACUCUGUUCUCGCGCCGCCCCGGCUUCAAGCGCAUGUCUUUCCGGCAGAAGAUAAAUGGGCCCAUGUGCUUUGUCGAGUUCGAGGACAUUCCGUUCGCGACACAGGCCAUGCGUGACCUCUACGGCAACACCCUCAAUGGUCUCGUCAAGGGUGGCAUCCGUCUCUCCUACUCGAAGAACUCGCUUGGACAGCGUGGCAACGCCCACCAGCAGGCAAUGGGCGGCUCAAUGUUUGGUGGAAUCGCGCAUGGCGUUGCCGUUGCCGGCAUGUCCAACACACCGUCCGGCAACCAGAUGGCUCCUGGUCCUCCCGGCCCCGGCUCCUACUCGAUGGCCGCCUCGCAGCCUGUUCCGAUCGGGCCGCCUGGUAGCCAGGGUGGGGACCGCCGCCCUACCGAGGGUCCCUCGUCGCUCUCUCCGACCGCCCAGCCGUUUAAUGCUCCGCUGGCCACUUCGCCGAGAACACAGCGGUUCUACGAACCUGGCCCGCUUGACCGCCAGAACAGCAGCGGGUCAGCCAGCGGCUCGACGGCCUCGCAGGGCACCGCGAUCCCGGGUGCCGGCGGCAAGAGCGAGGCGGCAUUCAACUCGUUCGGUCCCUCCUCUGUCAGUGGCGGCUUCUCGCCCGUCUCUUCUCCCAUCCGUACUCCCGCAUCGUUGGGCUGGGUCUCGUCCUCGGCUGCUCCCGGCAGCUCCGGCAACACUUAUGGCGGGUUCGACACGUUCGGCAUGCAGCACCACCUGCCGUCGCUCAACGGCGCUGCCAACGCGUGGGGCCAGUCAAACGCCAAUCAGUAAACCUCGAGUACAUCAGACCUAGCCAUAUCCGUUACAAUCCCAUCGAUACCCCGUCCCGACAUAUUUCCGACAUAUCGCGCACCCGCACGCUUGCUUUUGGGUACCAGUUUCCGCACACGGACGUCUCGCGCGACCGC